Molecule: messenger RNA, 1194 nt
Organism: Daktulosphaira vitifoliae (grape phylloxera)
Lineage: Eukaryota; Metazoa; Arthropoda; Insecta; Hemiptera; Phylloxeridae
Exons: 2
Coding region: 57-1001 (314 amino acids)
Source: RefSeq, a predicted model, not a curated record
UUAAUAAUUUUAUUUUACAGAUGUAUUAGUCAUUUUUAAUAAUUUAAAUCAAAAAAAUGUUAUUUCGAUUAUUUAUUUUUAAUUUUUACAGUUUUUGGAUUUUAAAUCAAAGUUCGAUGGUUUCUUGUACUUUUAAUUUACAAGAAUAUUUUAUAUAUGUUAUCAAAGUAUUUAAUCAUAUUCGUAGACAGGAUGGAUGGGAUUUAGAAAGUUCGUAUUUUUUCAGGACAGGAGAAAACUCAUAUAAAAUGUUUUAUCUUAAAGAAAUUUUAACGGAAGCAGUAGAUGAAAACAAUUUUGUAAAUAAAAUACCAAUGAUAAACAUAUUAAUCAAUCUUAGAUACACUGAAACUGUGAAAGUAUUUAAACAUCUUUUGUGCCGUUUUGUUCAGAAAUGUGACGGAUUACAUAAUAAAAUGGAAUUUAUUAAUUGCUCUAAGGAAUUACGGAAAACAGUAAAUAAGUCAAGUGACAUGUUUCGAAAAUUGCUACAUGCUGCAGUUUUCUUAAGUAAUAUUAUUGAUGAACUAAAUAAAAAUUAUAAAUUAAAUUUAAUAAGUAUUAAUAACCAAAUGGCUCUAAUGUAUGGUCUUACAAAAAAAAAUGCCAGUGAAUAUAAUAGAAUACAUAUUGCUAAAAAGGUAGUAGCAAAUAUUAGAAAUCUGAUUUAUAAAUCAAUAGACAAAAAAACAAUAAUUGAACUUGACAAAAUUAAUAUAAAAUCGAUAUAUUUCACUGAAAAUUCAGUUCAAGCUACUUUACUCACUCUGUAUGGUAUAACUAUAAUGCCGGAUACUCAGCAAGUUACUGACACUAUUGAAGAUCUUUCAAGUACUUUAAAUUUGUUUUAUUUAACAACAAUUCAAAACGAAUUUCAAGGUCUGGGCUUUGAAAAGCUGAUAGAUCCUAAUAUUAUAAAGAACAUAGAACGACCUAACAAAGAAAACGUAAAAGGACUAUAUAAUUAUCAGCUAUCAUUCGAGUAUGAUAUGAAAGAAUGAGAACAUCUACCAGAUUUUAAUGAAGAUAUAUAAUAAUCAUCUAUUAUUAAUAAUAAUAAUAAUCUAAAUUUGUAUACGAUGAUGAUCGAUUUGAAUAAUUAAUAUUAUAUUUAUUAUAUUAACAAUAAAAAAAAAUUGUUUAAUAUUUAAAUUAGUUAUUAUUUAACUCUAUGUAGUUUUUAAUUAAUAAAUG